Messenger RNA from Dermacentor albipictus, 537 nucleotides. RefSeq lists its product as uncharacterized. The record is from RefSeq and is a predicted model, not a curated record. Lineage: Eukaryota; Metazoa; Arthropoda; Arachnida; Ixodida; Ixodidae.
CAGACAUAGGGGUCACCAAUUGCAAGGACGUGGGAACACCGCCCAUUGAAGAGUCAUACGAUGAAGGCCGCCACGUUAGGCCUGGCGUUUGCACUUGCGUGUGCAAUUUUGAUUACAGACGCCGCGGAGCUAAGCUUCGCCGAAUUCCGCAAGGGCCUUUUCAACAUCAAUCCUGCCAAGCUGCAGCCUCAGUGCAAGAAAGUGAUGAAGAACUGCGUUGUGCGAAUGAUGGGCUUCAUGCGCCAGUUGGACACCCUGAACCGCCACUGGGACGAACUCGCGCAACUGCCGUGCGUGAAAGAGGCACUGAUGGGAAAAUUCCCGGACUACUCUGUAGAAUGCAGCAGAUCCGGGAAAUUCGGAAAGAACUUGGACUGCUUCAGAAACCCAGAGACUUUGGCCGUUCUGGGACACGAGAACAGCACUCAAGUGCAGGACGCUUUCCAAUGCAUUUGGGAAAAUGCAAAGGAGUGACAUCUGCCAAGCUGAGCCUUGGGCGGAAAGUUUGCGAAUAAAAAAAGAUCAAGCACUAUGCUA